CUCCAGGCAGCUAUUUGGCGUCUCUCAGGUUAGGGGCUUUGGCUGAUGUUCAGGGAGAUGGUGUUUCACAUUCAGAGAAACACUUUCUGGCUGCUUUCUGCCCUACUCUUGACACUACUGCCAGUUUCUGUGUAUAAGACAGAGGGGCCCCUCUGCUUCCCCAAAAUCAGCCCUAGCUUUUCCAGAGAUGGGGACCUGAUGAUUGGAAGUUUUCUCCCUCUGUAUGCAGUGAAAGUGAACAAUGUCACAGGAUCAGCAAUUUUUACGAGUCAGCCUAACAAGGACUGUAGGAGUUAUCAGUGGCUCCACAAAAACUUCCAACAGGCCAUGACCAUGAGGUUUGCUAUGCAGGAGAUCAAUAGGGACCCUGUUCUAUUGCCUAACAUUUCCCUGGGAUUCCAAGUCUAUAAUGCCUACCACAGUGAUGAGAGGACCUUGGAGAGCUCCCUGCAGUGGUUGACAGGAGAAAGUCAGCUAGUCCCUAACUAUAGCUGCAGAAAGCAGGAAAAAUCUGUGGCUGUCAUAGGAGGAGCUACAUCAGCUCUGUCUGUCCAGAUGGGAACCCUCCUUGAACUCUACAACUUCCCACAGAUCAGCUUUGGCCCUUUUGAUCCCAUCCUGACUGAUAAGGUCCAGUUUCCUUCUCUCUAUCAGAUGUCUCCCAAGGAUAUCUCCCUGCACCAAGGUGUGGUCAGAUUACUGGCAUAUUUUAAAUGGACCUGGGUAGGUCUGGUGACCACAGAUGAUCUAAGGGGGGAGGAAUUCCUUUGUGAAAUGACAGGAAAGAUGGAAAAGUAUGACAUCUGUGCUGCCUUCACAGAGAAGAUCCCUGUCAGUGAGAGAAGGCAUGAAGAAUCAAAGGUAGAUUUCAUGCCCAGAAUCAUGGAGUCUUCAGCCAAGGUAGUUGUUAUUCAUGGUGAUACAGAUUCAUUAAUGGUUCUGAGAUAUUCACAAGUACCACUUUUUCCAUAUAAGAUAUGGAUCACCACAUCUCACUGGGACAUCACCAUGAGACCCUGCUAUGUUGAUAAUUACAAUUUCUAUGGAUCUCUUACAUUUACUUACCUGACUAAUGAAGUUCCUGGUUUUAAGUCUUUUCUCAGGACGGUCAGCCCUAAUAAAGACCCAAAGGACAUUGUACUUAAGGAUUUCUGGUUGUCAGCUUUCCAGUGCCAGGGUGAACAUAAAAGCCUGGAGCUAGAACAGUGUGCCCCAAAUGCUACCUUGGAGUCUUUGCCUAUAUACCUUUUUGACAUGACCAUAUCUGGCCUGAGUUACACCAUCUACAAUGGUGUGUAUGCUGUGGCUUGGGCGCUUCAUGAAGAGCUUCUGAGGAAAUCAGAGAUAUCACCUGAGGAAGCUGGAGAGAGCUGGGUGCCUCGUCCUUGGCAACUGCACUCCGUUCUGAAAGACAUUCAAUUUCACAAUAGUGCUGGUGACCAGGUGUUUAUGGAUGAGAAAAGAAGAUCUGAGGCUCAAUAUGACAUUAGGAAUUAUGUGAUCUUUCUUAAUGAUACUGAAUUCCUGGUGAAAGUGGGCCAGUUUCUCCCCAACACUCAACCUGGUCAAGAUUUCACCAUUUUUGAGGAAGCCAUCAACUGGGGAUGGUUAAAUUCAAAGAUCCCUCGUUCUGUGUGCAGUGAUAGCUGUCACCCAGGAUACAGGAAGACACCUAAAGAAGGAGAGCCUAUCUGCUGCUUCACUUGUUCCCAGUGCCCAGAGGGGGAGAUAUCCAAACAAAUUGACGUGAACCAGUGUGUGAAGUGCCCAGAAGAUGAAUAUCCCAAUAAGGACAGAGACCGCUGCUUCCCCAAGGUUGUGACCUUCCUGGAUUUUACAGGAUCUUUGGGAAUAGCUCUGACAUUGAUAGCUGUUUCCUUCUCUCUCCUGACAGCCCUGGUUCUCGGAGUGUUUGUGAAGUUUCGAGACACCCCCAUAGUCAAGGCCAAUAACAGGGCUCUCAGCUACACUCUGCUCAUCUCCCUCACCUUCUGCUUCCUCUGCUCCCUACUCUUCAUUGGCCGUCCCACUGCAGCCACCUGCCUCCUCCGACAAACAACAUUUGGAGUUGUCUUCACUGUGGCUGUGGCUUCCAUUUUGGCUAAAACCAUUAUGGUGGUUCUGGCUUUCAGGGUUACAAGACCAGGGAGUAUAAUCAGGAUGUGGGUACAAUCAAGGGUGUCCAAGUGUAUUGUCCUCGUGUGCUCUGGGAUUCAAGUGAUUCUCUGUGGCAUCUGGCUGGGCACUUCUCCCCCCUUCCCAGACAUGGACCUGCACUCUGAACCUGGACACAUCAUCAUUCAGUGUAAUGAGGGCUCUGAUAUUGCCUUCUAUUGUGUUCUGGGAUACAUGGGCUUUCUAGCCUUUGGGAGCUUCACGGUGGCUUUCCUGGCCAGGAGCCUUCCUGAUACUUUCAAUGAAGCCAAGUUCAUCACCUUCAGCAUGCUGAUGUUCUGCAGUGUGUGGGUCUCCUUCCUGCCCACAUACCAGAGCACCAAAGGCCAGGACAUGGUGGUUGUAGAGAUCUUCUCCAUCCUGGCCUCUAGUGCUGGGUUGUUGGGCUGCAUUUUUCUUCCCAAGUGUUAUAUGAUCCUCCUGAGACCAGACAGGAACAUCCAAGAAGGGAUAAAGAGAAAAGUGAAUUCCUAG
Molecule: messenger RNA, 2649 nt
Organism: Gracilinanus agilis (Agile Gracile Mouse Opossum)
Lineage: Eukaryota; Metazoa; Chordata; Mammalia; Didelphimorphia; Didelphidae
Product: vomeronasal type-2 receptor 26-like
Exons: 6
Coding region: 46-2649 (867 amino acids)
Biological process (GO): G protein-coupled receptor signaling pathway
Cellular component (GO): membrane
Molecular function (GO): G protein-coupled receptor activity
Source: RefSeq, a predicted model, not a curated record